Cololabis saira (Pacific saury) is the source of this 1920-nucleotide messenger RNA. RefSeq lists its product as uncharacterized. The transcript has 2 exons. The coding region runs from base 94 to 792 and encodes 232 amino acids. The record is from RefSeq and is a predicted model, not a curated record. NCBI's taxonomy places the organism in Eukaryota, Metazoa, Chordata, Actinopteri, Beloniformes, Belonidae.
UACAUCGCUGCCUCUGAAAGGUUGUUAAAUGCCUCGAUACACGCAUCGCUAAUACAUAAAGAAGUUCAAUCUUAUUAGUCGUGGUUUUAAAACAUGGAAGUAAACGACACAAUUGUGAUACCAAAUUCUGAAGUGGAAGAAAAGGAGACGAUCAUGUCCAAUUUGGACUCUGAUAAAACAAAAGCAGAAUUUAUUUGGACUCUCCAAGCUACGUGGCACCUUGUGAAUACCCGACUGGAAAUGGAUCAGGCCUUCGACCAACCGGUGUGCAAGAAAAAGAAACUAUGGGAAUUGGUGGCAGAGAAGGUGAACGCCAAACUGAGCGAGUCAGAGGACGCCGGUGCAGCCGUGAAGGCGUACGAGUGUGAUCUCAAGUGGAGAAACAUGCUGGCCACUUACAGAAAGAACACAGAGAGGGCCAAGCGGCUGGGGUCAGCGAGUGUUCACUGGGAGUUCUUCAAAGCAAUGCACGAUGUCCUAGGCAAGAGCCGGGAAGAGAUUGAAGCCCAGCGCAAGGCCAAGCUCAGCGGUACCAGAAUUGGCAGGGCGAUGGCCAGCAAGAAGUUUACCCGGAUCCUCCCGACACCCCCUGCCAUCGCUGCCCCGUGUCCCGCCAGGCCUCCCCAGGACGUCCUGCAGCUGUAUAUGGAGCUGCAGGAGAGGAAGAUGAACAUGUGGGCACAGCAGAAAGCGCUGGAGGAGAGGAAAAUAGAGGCCAUCAACAACCUGGCCCAGGCCAUCUCCAGCCUGGCUCAGAAGAACAACGAACAAGUGUCCAAGGACGGACAUUAAGCUGGAAGUGUUGUUUCCUUCUGCCAAAGACUUUCACAAGCAUUACAGAUUGAAAAAUUUAGUUUUAAAAAAUUGAUCAAAUGGUCUAUAGAAGGAUUACUAUGUGUAUAAUAAGGUUGUACUUUUUUACUCAUUUGCCAAAAGAUAUAACAAAAUAUUUUUUUUUAACCAAAAAAAAAAGAAUAGUAGUCAAUAAUGAUAUGAAGAGAAAAAUAAGAGACUGCUAUGACAUUCUAACAAGAAUAAAUAGAGGAUGCAAUGUAUUUUUUUAGGAUCCCAUAGGGCUGGGCGAUUUUGGACAAAAAUAAAAUCCCGAUUUUUUUUUCUCUGAAAACCCGAUUUUCGAUUUUGAUUUUUUUGGUAAAACUACAAAAGACAAUGGAAUAAAUUGUUUCAAAUAUUUUAUCUUUAAAGAAAAAUAGCAAACAAAUGUCCCUAUUGGGAAUGAAGUGCAAUUGAAAGAUACUGUAAAUCCUCCUUGAGUUUAGUAAAGUGACAACAUUUACAAUUUUCUUGACCAAACAAAGAUGACUAGACGAGCUCUGUCUGUAAUGCAGCCAGCUGCAAAAAAGGAAAAUCGAUUUUCCGAUUUUCCUUUUUUUAACAUCGAUUGUGAUUAAUAAAUCCAAUUUAGAUUUAAAAUCGAUUAAUCGCACAGCCCUAGGAUCCCAACAAGAAUACACGUCUCAAGUCAGAUGUAGCAUACAUAUUUAUUUUGAUUGGUCAGUAAGCUAAUUUAUAUUCAUCUUUACUCAAAAGGAGGAAAAAUAAAGUACAAAAUAAAACACUGACAUUUUUUGAGGUCAUGUUUAGCUUUGAUUAAUGCAUGCGGUUACCUUGGCUUUGGUUCAUGCAGUAUCUCAGCAUUUAUUUUUCUAACAAAAACUCAGAAUAAAUGUUUGUUUUGCUAAGAUCUAACGUUGAUUGUAGAUGUGACCACUACAGCCUUCUCCAGCAUUUCCUGCAGAUCCUCAGUGGUGGCCAGUCCACAUAUGAACAUCACAUGUCACUCUGAACAAAUUCUUCAACGAUAUGACUGCAUUUUUAAUAUAAUUGGUUGUACUUUUUAACGCACAACUCAUGUAGUGUUUUUAUUAUAAUAAUCACCCAUAGCAAUUUUACGACUGA